AUUUGAGAGAGAUCAGAUCACCUGGAAUUAAAUUUGGCACAGAAACCUUUUCAACUCCAAAAAUGUUGGAGGAAGAUAUGGAAGUGGCCAUAAAGAUGGUGGUUGUGGGGAAUGGCGCAGUUGGAAAAUCAAGUAUGAUUCAGCGGUAUUGCAAAGGCAUUUUUACAAAAGACUACAAGAAAACCAUCGGAGUUGACUUUUUGGAGCGACAGAUACAAGUUAAUGAUGAAGACGUCAGGCUCAUGUUAUGGGAUACAGCAGGUCAAGAGGAGUUUGAUGCAAUAACAAAGGCCUACUAUCGAGGGGCCCAGGCUUGUGUGCUUGUAUUUUCCACCACAGACAGGGAAUCUUUUGAAGCGAUUUCCAGUUGGAGAGAGAAGGUGGUGGCUGAAGUUGGAGAUAUACCAACUGUACUUGUACAAAACAAGAUCGAUCUCCUUGAUGACUCUUGUAUAAAGAAUGAGGAAGCUGAGGCACUGGCAAAAAAGUUGAAGCUGAGAUUCUACAGGACUUCAGUGAAGGAGGAUCUGAACGUGACGGAAGUUUUUAAAUAUUUGGCUGAAAAAUAUCUUCAAAAGCUUAAACAACAAAUAGCUGAGGAUCCUGAAUCAAUGCAUUCAAGUAGUAACAAAAUUGGUGUCUUUAGCACGUCUGCUGGGAGUCACUUGGGUCAGAAUUCAAGUACCCUUAAUGGUGGAGAUGUCAUCAACCUCAGGCCCAACAGACAGAGGACCAAGAAAAACCGAAAUCCUUUUAGCAGCUGUAGCAUACCCUAAAACGCUUCAGGGAGGAAGAAAUGAAUUAUAUUGUGCAGUAAGAUACAUCCAGCUGUCACGGUAUGUUACACAAUUUUUUCGCAGACUUUGCACCUAAUGGCUCUCUGAAAGCUGACAGACUUAAACAGAUAGCACUGCACUGCGGUGCUUUUCAGAAUGGAGCAAGGUCUCUGGUGGAAAACUUACCGCCCUCUGGACUUAUUUUAAUUUUUUUUACAUUAGACGAAGCUUCUCCUGUUUUUGAAGGAAUGCUAUAAGAAACAUCAAAAACAGGUUUUGCUGAAUUUGAAAUGCUGGAAAACGUAAAUGAAAUGCCUAAAUAUACUGGUACAGAUUUUAAUAUCAUGGGUCAAGGAAAGAUAGCAACCGUUCUUUCUCUGAAAUUGGUCAUCUAGCUUUUCUAGGAAGUCGUAUUGAAUCUGAAUACUGAAAAGAAUAAUAUUGAAAGGCGAACCCUAAUCUUGCCAGACUGCAUUAGUGUGUACUUUGGCAAUGUUACUUGUGCAAUAUCUGUAGAUGUGGAACGUGGAGGUACGUGCGCAUGCAGAUCCCUGGUUCUGGAGUAAACAGAAGGUGUGUGCAGUGUUUAAGGAAACAUAGACUCUAAUUCAUUCAUGAAACCAUUUACACAUUUACGUGUAUGUUAUAAGUUUCUAUUUUCAAAUGAGAAAUUCUAGACAGAUAUUUUGCAAAAUGAGCUCAGAUUUUAAAAAUGCUUUUGUGCCAAAAAUACCAUACCUAAUUUUCAGUGCUUUACCAGAAUUUAUACUG
Molecule: messenger RNA, 1547 nt
Organism: Kogia breviceps (pygmy sperm whale)
Lineage: Eukaryota; Metazoa; Chordata; Mammalia; Artiodactyla; Physeteridae
Gene: RAB23
Product: RAB23, member RAS oncogene family
Biological process (GO): vesicle-mediated transport
Molecular function (GO): GTP binding; GTPase activity
Source: RefSeq, a predicted model, not a curated record